Messenger RNA from Homalodisca vitripennis (glassy-winged sharpshooter), 1526 nucleotides. RefSeq lists its product as uncharacterized. Lineage: Eukaryota; Metazoa; Arthropoda; Insecta; Hemiptera; Cicadellidae. The coding region runs from base 27 to 1526 and encodes 499 amino acids. The transcript is spliced from 5 exons. The record is from RefSeq and is a predicted model, not a curated record.
UUCGUAAAUUCAAUUCUUGCUUUCAAAUGACAUCAUUUGGAGCAACAAAAAUUGUUCAUAAUGAAGAUGGACGUAAUUUUGAAUCUACAUUCAAGAUUCAAGGUCAAGUUUACCACCAAAUUGGUUCAUUGCUUCCAAUGCCUGAUGCUGAUCCAAAAUUCUUACAAAUUUAUUUUAUGGGUGAUGAGGAGCAACAAACCCAUAUGCGCUGUGUAUACAAUCAUAUGGAGCAAAUGGAGGAACGAGAAAUUGUGGACAUUUUGGAAACGUUUUUUCUAAACCAUAACCAAUUGUUACGAUUGUUCAAGACUCUUUCUAACAGACUGGAAUACGACAACUACGUCAUUGUUAUUAAAGCAGACAAAGUGCCCCAUGGAGAGCACGCAGGCACAUAUAAUGUUCCAACUCUUAAUGAAGUUGCAGUUGUUAUGGCUGGUGAUCCAUGUGAACGUCGAGAUAUUCGCAUACAACGCAGAGAUAACACGAUGCAAAUAAUUCAAGACAAUCAUCGUUCUUAUGAUGCACUGCAAUAUCCAUUGAUAUUUUGGGAAGGAGAAGAUGGAUAUCAUUUAAAUAUUAAACAACGGAAUCCAACUACAGGUGAAGAACUGAUCAAGAAAGUUAGUGCGAUGAACUUCUACGCAUACCGGUUGAUGAUUCGUGCUAAUGAAGAAAAUCACAUUCUCCGAUGCAGACAGCUAUUUCAUCAGUAUGUAGUCGAUAUGUAUGUUAAAAUCGAAAGUGAGAGGUUACGGUAUAUAAAAUUUAAUCAAGUAAAACUUCGUUCUGAGGAAUACAUUCAUUUACGUGAUGCUGUAAUCGGUAACGUAGAUGCAACGAAUGAUAUAAACAACAUCGGUACCGCAUAUAUUCUUCCAUCAUCAUACAUUGGUAGUCCGCGUCAUAUGCAAGAAUAUAUUCAAGACGCCAUGACUUACGUACGUGCAUACGGCCGACCAGAUCUUUUUAUUACAUUUACGUUGACAAUUCUCGUGUCUCUGCUGAACCUUAUGUCGACACAAGUAGUACGUCAGAAAGUCUCUCACCUCCUCCGGAAUGUGAAGUAUCUAUUGUGCAGUGACAAGUCUCGUGUCUCUGCUGAAUCUUAUGUCGACACAAGUAGUACGUCAGAAAGUCUCUCACCUCCUCCGGAAUUGACAAUUCUCGUGUCUCUGCUGAAUCUUAUGUCGACACAAGUAGUACGUCAGAAAGUCUCUCACCUCCUCCGGAAUGUGAAGUAUCUACUGUGCAGUGACAAUUCUCGUGUCUCUGCUGAAUCUUAUGUCGACACAAGUAGUACGUCAGAAAUUCUCUCACCUCCUCCGGAAUUGACAAUUCUCGUGUCUCUGCUGAAUCUUAUGUCGACACAAGUAGUACGUCAGAAAGUCUCUCACCUCCUCCGGAAUGUGAAGUAUCUAUUGUGCAGUGACAAUUCUCGUGUCUCUGCAGAAUCUUAUGUCGACACAAGUAGUACGUCAGAAAGUCUCUCACCUCCUCCGGAAUGUGAAGUAUCUAUUGUGCAGUGA